Molecule: messenger RNA, 1095 nt
Organism: Vicia villosa (hairy vetch)
Lineage: Eukaryota; Viridiplantae; Streptophyta; Magnoliopsida; Fabales; Fabaceae
Exons: 1
Coding region: 1-1095 (364 amino acids)
Source: RefSeq, a predicted model, not a curated record
AUGUUAGAGACUCCCCCUAUUCAAGGGCAUAAUUCUAUGUGGUUUAAUGUGUUGAAGUCGCGGUACGGUGAUUUAUCCUCGAAAGUGAUGGGAGGGGAAACGGAAAAGAGAGUUUCUUGCUCAAUAUGGUGGAAGGACAUAUUAAGGUUAAAUAUUUCUUCUUCUCAAGAUCCUUUUGCUUCUUGCAUAAAUUUCAAAGUACAUAAUGAUUUUAACACCCUUUUUUGGGAAUCCAUUUGGUUGGAAGAUUCCGCCUUAAAAGAGUGUUUUCCGGCUUUGUACCAAGCUUCCCUUUUAAAGAAUGUGUCGGUGGCGGCUAUGGGUGGUUGGAUGGGGGGAGUGUGGCGUUGGAGUGAUUUUGGGUUAUCCGCGACUUUAGUGGAUAUGGCGGAUCAUAGGGAGGAGUUCUUGGAAUUGAAGAAUAGGGUGGAGGCUUUUAGAGAUUGGAAGAGUGAAAAAGAUUUGGCGUUUUGGUCCGGAAAUGUGGAUAGGAAUUUUUCGGUAGCUUCUUGCUAUGCUUUUUAUGAUAGGCUCCGUAUUCCGUUUGGUCCUCCGGUUAUUCAUGCGGAGGUGUUUGACUUUUUGUGGAAAAUGGAAAUACCUUUCAAGAUAAAAGCUUUCGGGUGGAGAAUCUUCCAUGAUAGACUUCCGACGAAAGAUCUUUUGGCAAUAAGAGGUAUGUCUUUUUCUUCGGAUGAUUCUAAGUGCAUUUUUUGUGGAUAUUGUUCGGAAAGUAGUAAUCAUAUAUUUUUUGGUUGUUUGGUGGUUAAAAAUAUUUGGAGGGAGAUAGCUUUUUGGGUGGGUAAAAGGGUUAAUAUAGAAGACGAGUGCCGGCCAAAUUUUAUGGAAUGGUACCAUUUUUUUCGUAGUCUAAAGGUAAAGGAUAGAAAGUCGAGUAGUGUUUGGUUAGCUACUACAUGGACUAUAUGGUUGAUUAGAAACGGGUCGUGUUUCCGGAAGGAGCCUUGGAAUGUGAACAACGCCGUUUGGAAUAUCAAACUCUUGGUGUGGAAAUGGUCGUUUUGCGGAAAAAUUACACAUCCCAAUUAUUCAUUCUAUGAGUUUAGUAUGAACCCUUUGUAUUAUCUCUCGUGA